AUGACAAUGAGACUCGACUUUGAGCAACAGCAGCCGAUUGUAUCAGCAGCAGCAACAGGAGCCAAGGAUAUCAAAUGCAUCUACAACUGUCCAUGCUUCUGCUGCCGACAGGGCUGCUGCGUUCUAGUAUGCUGCUGCAGCUGCACUAACCUAAGCCUGAUAUGCUGCACAACAUGCAGCAGCAGCAGCAGCAGCGGCAGCGGCAGCCUCUGUGCGUCAGCGCCGCGGCUCAAGGCGAAUGCCUGCAUUCAGGUGGCGGCCAUAAUGGUACUUGGCGUGGUCGUCACAAUUGCCCGUCAAUGGAUGGUUGCACUCCUGGCGCUGAUGACCAGAUACAUAACGCUGUAUAAGAUGGGCCACCAAAUAGCUGCACCGAGCUCCAUAGCAACGCCUAACAGCACGCCGGCCAGCAAUGGAGACGGCAAAUUGAAGGAACAGUAUGGGCACGGUCACGCUUCCUAUGACAUCACGAAUGACCAACAGCUGAAGACGAACAACCUGUGUAAGAUGUUUUGCAAUAAUCGCAAGAGGCAGAGAAGACGACGUCGGCGUCGCCGUCGCCGACGGCGCAGGCACAACAACAACAACAACAACGGCAGCAGACAGCAGACCGGCAGCAGCAAAAUGCAACAAUAUCAGGAUAGUAGCAUAUUUCUGCCAAGUCUGCAAGUGCUGCGAGAACGAGAAGGAGACAGCGCAAAAGCAACAGCAACAGUAACAGCAAAAAUACGUACGCGAAAUUCGACGUCGUCGUCUUUAAAGACUUUCGUCUCAUCAUGGCCAUCGAGCAGCAAUUACGGCACAAUGCGCCAUUUUUCUAAAGCCAAACGCAACCGUGCGAAUCUAGUGUGGCUGCUAAUUUGUCUGUUUUGGCUUGAGGUUAAGCUGAUCAACUGCAAUGCCAUUGCGAGUAGCGGCGGAUAUGUUUCAAGUCUGGUCACACAGAAGGGUUGCACUUUGUGCCAGCUUGAGGAGGGCAAUUUUUACAGCGAUAAGCAUAACCCACACACAGACUACAACAACAACAACAACAAUGACAAGUACAAUAACCACAACAAUAACAACAACAACAACAAUUACAUCUAUAAGAAAACUAAUCGAAACCAUAACAAUAUUGGGCUGAGCGACCGGGUUCGGUUGGAGUCGAUAAAGCGACAAAUCCUAACGAAACUUGGACUCACCCAUAAACCAAAUGUAUCUCAUCCGCUACCCAAACAGUUCAUCUGGGAGACGAUUUAUCGGGCAGACGGCGGCCAAAUGGUUACCAACGAUGUCUUUGAUAGCGACAUCCUGAGCGAUCAGCGAAAAAGGCUGCAGACCGCUGCCGAGAUCAAUGACUACCACCACCCAAUGACUGCUCCCAAUGUGGAAACGGAUCAGAAUAAUUCUGCCAUUAAAAAUGUGGCAUACACGAUUAAUAGUAGGAGCACCAAGAGCAGCCACAAAGGAAAUCUAUUAAGAAAUCGAACAGCCGAAAGGACUGCAACACAUUCACAGAGAAAUACCGGCACUUGGUCGUGGAACGAUUCAAUUAAAACAAAGGGCACAAGGGCCAGUUCACCAUUGCGAGUCGCCAGAAAAGAGGAACAGGUGGUGGAUGGUGUCAACAGGAAAUCCAAGUCAAAUGCUUAUAGAAAAUCAACAUAUCUUAUUGAUAUAAAUCGUAGUAGUGAUAGUGAUAGCACCAAUAACGACAUAAGCGGCGGCGGCGGCUUCGAGCACAAUGAUCAUAUUUAUUUUAAUGAUUACAGCGUCCAGAUACAUGCCAAAGACCAUAAACAGAAACCUCCCAACCAGCCGCCCAAUAAUGCUCGAGGCAAAAAGAAAGAAGCCCUAAUACACACAACCAUGCCCAUGCAAGAUCAUGAUGUCGUCGGCCUUGAGCGCGAAGAUUUCUUUGGCAGCACACAAGAGAUUAUUACCUUUGCCGAGGAGGGAACACAAUAUCGGCAGUACCGUAUAGUCGAGUUUGCUCCUCAAAAGGCGCGUGUUCCAAACCAAAAGAUAUCCAUAAGGAGUGCGCAAAUGCACAUUCGCAUCGAAAAGCAGCAGCAGCAGAAUGAAUGGGACGCUAGAGCCGAAGCCCAGCAUCAAAUACAACAUUCGACAAUGAAGGGUAAACGGAAGAACAACCACGCAAAUCCACAACGGCAAAGGAUUAAAAUUUGGGUAUUUCGAAUGACCGAGGGCAUAAAUAUAACUGAAAAGGCAAUUGAUCAGGCCUUUCUGUUUCGGGCAUCCUUUGAAGUGGACACCGAUCACCUGGGUUGGCAAAAGUUCGAUCUAACCGAAACGAUUCGCGAAUGGUACCGCGAUACAAGCGGUGAAAAUCUGCGUCUACUGAUCGAUUGCACUGGCUGUGGUAGCCAAUACUCACUGCACCUGUUCCAGUGGUCGGCACCCAAUGCCUAUGCCAAGAUGAAGACUGCCUCGGGUCACGUGAAUCCGAACCGUCCAUUCCUUGUGCUCCACACUGAAUCGACUCGGCCAAGACGUGUCAGAAGACGGGCGGUCGAUUGCGGCGGCGCCUUGAGCGGACAAUGCUGCAAGGAAUCGUUUUAUGUGUCGUUUAAGGCGCUCGGCUGGGACGAUUGGAUCAUUGCGCCAAGGGGAUAUUUUGCUAAUUAUUGCAGAGGCGAGUGCACUGGACCCUUUCGAACACCGGACACAUUUCAAACAUUUCACGCACACUUUAUCGAGGAAUAUCGCAAAAUGGGCCUGCUGAAUGGCAUGCGACCCUGUUGUGCUCCAAUUAAAUUCUCAAGCAUGUCCCUGAUAUAUUACGGCGACGACGGUAUUAUUAAACGUGAUUUGCCCAAGAUGGUCGUUGAUGAAUGCGGCUGUCCUUAAUCACUCGAGUAUAUCUUUUUGUGAAAAGCGAAGAUAAAAUGGACUGGAAUUACUAAGCUUAACUAUUUGCCGUCCUUUGAAAUCAUAAGAUAAUAGCUCCACUCCUAAAUACUUAAGGGAAUGUUGGAAUUAACUCCAAACAAUUAGCCCCAAUUAAAAUUAAAUAAAUUUUAAAUGUAAACAUUACCUUUGGGUAAUAUUGGCAUAUAUUGGCAUAUUUAAAUUUUAAAGUCAAGGGGACGAGUAUUUAUUCUAUGUAUGUACGUAUUUAUAUAUCUAUAUCUCGAAUUAAAGUUUACAAAGUGCCUAAAUCAGCGACAAAAAUACUAAA
Molecule: messenger RNA, 3181 nt
Organism: Drosophila montana
Lineage: Eukaryota; Metazoa; Arthropoda; Insecta; Diptera; Drosophilidae
Gene: Actbeta
Product: Activin-beta
Exons: 5
Coding region: 1-2850 (949 amino acids)
Cellular component (GO): extracellular region
Molecular function (GO): cytokine activity; growth factor activity
Source: RefSeq, a predicted model, not a curated record